Molecule: messenger RNA, 2424 nt
Organism: Acomys russatus (golden spiny mouse)
Lineage: Eukaryota; Metazoa; Chordata; Mammalia; Rodentia; Muridae
Gene: Fsd2
Product: fibronectin type III and SPRY domain containing 2
Exons: 12
Coding region: 45-2282 (745 amino acids)
Molecular function (GO): protein binding
Source: RefSeq, a predicted model, not a curated record
CCAGGAUAGCCACUGACUGACUGAAGAGCAUCCGUUCUGUGCCGAUGGAGGCGGAAGCAGGGGAGGAGCCGGGGAGGAGCCGGUCAACAGCCCCCAAAGAUUUCCACUUCUACCACAUGGACCUGUAUGACUCUGAGGAUAGACUGCAGUUCUUCCCGGAAGAAAACAACAGAGUCAGGAGAGAAGUGACCCAAGCCGAACUGACCAACGAGCCAAGAGGGGCGGGGAACAGUAUGCAUCCUCAGAAGGAUACAGACGAGCUUGUCCAUCUAUACGGGCUUGAAGAUGACCAUGAGUUAGGGGAGGACUUGGAUGAUGAACACAGACUGGGGCCUCUGGGGUAUCCUUCUCAUGGGAUGAGGAGAGAGCCACCCAGGGAGCAGAGAGACUGGGGACUUAGCGGUGAGGCAGCUGAGGCCGAGGGUCUGGACUAUGGAGGACAAGGCCUUCCUGACCAGUGCCAAGACCUUCGGGAAGCCUACAGGUACACGCAUGGCCGUGCCAGCGAGGAGUAUGAAUGCUAUGUCAUCCCAGAGGAGGAGGAUGAAGAAGAGCCUGCUGAUGUCUUCUGUGUCACUUGUAAAACUCCAGUCAGAACUGUUGAGAAGGAUUUUGAUAUACACAAGGAACAUGAAGUAGCCCCAAUCAACAAAGCACUAGAAAGUGCCAAGGAUGAAAUUCAGAAAAAUAUGUGCAAAUUGGAACAGCAGAUUAUCGAGAUGGAAAAUUUCGCUAGCCACCUAGAGGAAGUGUUCAUUACUGUGGAGGAGAAUUUUGGAAGACAAGAACAGAACUUUGAGUCACAUUACAAUGAGAUCUUGGAAACCCUUGCUCAAAAGUACGAAGAAAAAAUUCAAGCUCUAGGGGAGAAAAAGAAAGAGAAGCUGGAAGCCUUAUACGGACAGCUGGUCAGCUGUGGAGAAAACCUCGAUGCCUGCAGAGAGCUGAUGGAAACCAUAGAGGAGAUGUGUCAUGAAGAAAAGGUUGAGUUCUUAAAGGAUGCAGUGGCUAUGACUGACAGACUGGGGAGAUUCCUGAAAACCAAGACAGACGUGGAGCUGUCUGCACAGCCUGAGUUUGAAGAUCAGACCUUGGACUUCUCUGACGUAGAGCAGCUGAUGGACUCUAUCAACAGCAUUCCAGUGCCCUCUGCUCCGGUGAUAAAUCCCCAGGCACCCAACUCAGCCACAGGUUCUUCAGUCCGUGUGUGCUGGAGCCUGUACUCUGAUGACACUGUGGAGAGCUAUCACCUGUCCUACAGGCCAGUGCAGGACAGCUCAUCCAGCAAGGACCAAGCAGAGUUUACCAGGACGGUCAAAGAAACAUAUUGCUCGGUGACAAAUCUUGAGCCAAAUACCCAAUAUGAAUUUUGGGUCAUAGCUCAGAACAGGACCGGGCCCAGCCCCUCUAGUGAGCAUGCCGUGUAUAUGACAGCCCCGUCUCCCCCCACCAUAAAAAGCGAGGCACUCAGAAGCUGUGAAGAGGCUGCGCUGGUUUGCUGGGCAUCUGGGGACCUGGAUCCUGUGGACUCCUACACGGUGGAGCUGAUCCAGGCAGAAACGCCAGAAUCCUCGGGGGUAACAGAAUCUGUUGUAGGCAUCCCAACCUGCGAGUCCCUGAUUCAGCUGCAGCCUGGACGCAGCUACACCAUCUACGUUCGAGCCCUCAAUGUCGGGGGCACCAGCGCCAGGAGUGAGCCUGCCACAGUUCACACCACAGGAAGCUACUUCCAAUUGAACAAGGACACCUGCCAUCCCUGGCUGACCAUUUCUGAAGAUGGCUUUACAGUGGUUCGAAGUGAGAAGAAAGGUUUCAGAAGGGAGCCACCACCCAGCAAGACGAAGUUUAGCAGGUGUGUUGCUGUCAUGGGAAAUCUAAUUCCAGUCCGAGGACGCCAUUACUGGGAGGUGGAGGUAGAUGAGCGGUUGGACUAUACUGUUGGUGUGGCCUGUGACGAUGUCCCUAAACAGGAAGACCUGGGAGCAAACUGCCUGUCCUGGUGCAUGAGGCAUACAUUUGCCUCUACAAGGCAUCGGUAUGAAUUUCUGCACAACAAGACAACUCCAGACAUAAGAAUCACAGUUGCUCCGAAGAAGAUCGGCGUCCUGCUAGACUAUGAAAACUCCAGGCUGUCAUUUUUCAAUGUGGACAUCGCUCAACACCUGUACACAUUUAGCUGUCAGCUCCACCAAUUUGUGCAUCCCUGUUUUUCUUUGGAAAAGACUGGACGCCUAAAGAUCUGCAAUGGCAUUUCAAUGCCAAGGCAUGUCACUUUCUUUUAGCUCCCUCUGAUGUUGUUUCCAGCCUUUCUUCUGUCCUCUCCCUCAGCCACCCUCACCUCGCUGGCUGAACUUGGUUUUCAAGUUUCCUACAGCCAGUACACGCUAAAGCUCAUGUUAGUGUCUAGUAGAUGGUGUGCUGGAU